AUGGAUGACGUGAUUGACGCGGCCGAGUCGUCUACAGCUGCGCUCGCACCGUACGUGGCCGAUUUCCUUCAUGCCUACAGCAUGGUGAAGGGUGGGGGAGAGCUGGAUGGCGUCGGCGCUGUUUCGUGCAUUGACGCCACGGAGUCGUCGACGGCUGCGCUCGCGCCGUACAUGGCCGAGUUCUUUCAGGCAUGCAGCAUGGUGAAGAUAGGGGAAAAGCCGGAGGCUACUUCUUGCUCGCCCGUUGCACGGAUUUUUGUCGACAUUUCCAAGGCCAUGCUCGGGAUCGACGCUGAGAACGCACGAAUUGCCUUCCGCUGCUGA
Parathielavia appendiculata is the source of this 324-nucleotide messenger RNA. RefSeq lists its product as uncharacterized. The transcript has a single exon. The coding region runs from base 1 to 324 and encodes 107 amino acids. Lineage: Eukaryota; Fungi; Ascomycota; Sordariomycetes; Sordariales; Chaetomiaceae. The record is from RefSeq and is a predicted model, not a curated record.